AAUAAACAAAAAAGCUUACUCAUCUUUAAUACAAAUCGAUAAUUACAUUCACAAAGAAAUCAUGAAUCGAAAUUUUAUUUUUGCAUUCGUUUUAUUGGCUAUUCUUUCAACGGUCUAUGCACUUCCAUUUGAACUUGAUGGUUUAAAUGGUAUAAAUCCACCAUUAUGUCCUGUAAAUGCAGAACAUUUAACUUUAACAGUUUCUCCUAGUCCUAUCGUUUCUGGAUCACCCUUUACUUUGAAUGUUUCCGGAAAACUAAAUUCAGAAGUCCCUCAAAAUGUCCUAUUUAAUGCCGCAUUUCUUAAAACUGAUACUUUUGAAAUAUUAGGUACCUUCAGUGAUGAUAUUUGUAGUAGUCCAGGAAUUACAUGUCCAAUUCCGGCUGGAACCGAUUUUAGUACAACAAUUGAAAAAGUAGCACCAGCAGGUUUACCUGCGUCAUUUGUGGUUGGGGCUGUUAUUGUUGCUCAAGGUGGUACUACUAUAGCCUGUACAUUUAUUGAAGUUUCUCCUAAUCCUAUCGUUCAUGGAUCAUCCUUUACUUUUAAUGUUUCCGGAAAACUAAAUUCAGAAAUCCCUACAGAUUUUUGUGCUAGUCCAGGAAUUAGUUGUCCAAUUUCGGCUGGAACCGAAUUUAGUACAGGAAUUCAUAAAACAGCACCAGAUCUGAGUCAUUUGUGAUUGGGAC
Rhizophagus irregularis DAOM 181602=DAOM 197198 is the source of this 689-nucleotide messenger RNA. RefSeq lists its product as uncharacterized. Lineage: Eukaryota; Fungi; Glomeromycota; Glomeromycetes; Glomerales; Glomeraceae. The record is from RefSeq and is a predicted model, not a curated record.